Pyricularia oryzae 70-15 is the source of this 471-nucleotide messenger RNA. RefSeq lists its product as uncharacterized. The transcript is spliced from 2 exons. Bases 1 to 471 code for a protein of 156 amino acids. The record is from RefSeq and is a predicted model, not a curated record. NCBI's taxonomy places the organism in Eukaryota, Fungi, Ascomycota, Sordariomycetes, Magnaporthales, Pyriculariaceae.
AUGGCACGCAAACGCAAGGCAGACCCCGUCAAGAUCGAGCUCAAGCAACCAGACCGCUCCGGUCCAUCCGACAAAACGCUCCUCGAUAUCGCCAGCGAGCGCAACCUUUUCCGACAGGCAGACGAAAAGCAAAGGGAGAACGACCUUAAAAAGCAUGGAUGGUCUGCCGUCGCUGCUGCCGAUACUACGGAAGAAGGCGAGGCCGAAAGCCUGUCUCCCCAGGCAGAACGCAUCCUAGACACUCUUCUGUGGGGUGUCAGCCUGGCCAUGCUGCACUUCACUUUUGAUGUUUUGGUUCAAAAUCAGUUCGCCAUGGAGAUCACCUGGCCCAAGGUGUUCACACGAGCCUUCCAAGCUCUCCUUGGCAAUAUCAAAACGGAAUCCGACAAGCCGUCUUCUUCGCCGCCAGCACGGCCGCUGGUUGCUAUCUCAUCCACGUCACCAACGAACAUGCCUAUCUCGCCGUCAUGA